This is a messenger RNA of Perognathus longimembris pacificus (Pacific pocket mouse), 4985 nucleotides long. RefSeq names its product myosin IB (gene Myo1b). The record is from RefSeq and is a predicted model, not a curated record. Gene Ontology annotation, biological process: actin filament organization; vesicle transport along actin filament. Gene Ontology annotation, molecular function: microfilament motor activity; ATP binding; actin filament binding. NCBI's taxonomy places the organism in Eukaryota, Metazoa, Chordata, Mammalia, Rodentia, Heteromyidae. The transcript has 31 exons. The coding region runs from base 236 to 3646 and encodes 1136 amino acids. Gene Ontology annotation, cellular component: plasma membrane; brush border; actin cytoskeleton.
CCGCCGCCGCAGCCCAGCUCUCGGCGCCCGGUGUGCUCGGAGCCUCGGCGGGGCGCGGAGGUGCUGCGGGAGCCUGAGGCGCGCAGACGAGCCCAGCGACGCGGGACCGCCAGGGCCAGACGCCGCCGCGUGAAGCCCCCCGCCACCCGCGGCGAGGCCCGCGUGCCUGAAGCCACUGGACGACGUGGAGGCGGAGUGGCGCCCCGGGGAGCCGGCGCCUGGCGAGCAGGAAACCAUGGCCAAAAUGGAGGUGAAAACAUCACUUCUGGACAAUAUGAUUGGAGUUGGAGACAUGGUUCUUUUAGAGCCUCUCAAUGAGGAGACCUUCAUCAACAACCUCAAGAAGCGCUUUGACCAUAAUGAAAUCUAUACAUACAUUGGAAGUGUGGUCAUAUCUGUUAACCCCUACCGGUCCUUGCCCAUUUACUCUCCAGAGAAAGUGGAAGAUUACAGGAAUAGGAAUUUUUAUGAACUGAGCCCUCAUAUCUUUGCCCUGUCAGAUGAAGCAUACAGAUCCCUCCGAGAUCAAGAUAAAGACCAAUGUAUUCUCAUUACUGGGGAAAGUGGAGCAGGAAAAACAGAGGCCAGCAAGCUCGUUAUGUCCUAUGUGGCAGCUGUUUGUGGGAAAGGAGCAGAAGUUAACCAAGUCAAGGAACAGCUUUUGCAGUCCAACCCAGUCCUGGAAGCCUUUGGAAAUGCCAAGACUGUAAGGAAUGACAACUCCUCUAGAUUUGGCAAAUACAUGGAUAUUGAAUUUGACUUUAAAGGUGAUCCACUGGGAGGAGUGAUAAGUAACUACCUUCUAGAGAAAUCUCGAGUUGUUAAGCAGCCGAGAGGUGAAAGAAACUUCCAUGUGUUCUAUCAGCUGCUCUCUGGUGCCUCUGAAGAGCUUCUCAACAAGCUUAAGCUUGAGCGGGAUUUCAGCAGAUACAACUACCUGAGCCUGGACUCAGCCAGGGUUAAUGGAAUCGAUGAUGCAGCCAAUUUCAGAACCGUUAGGAAUGCCAUGCAGAUUGUGGGCUUUAUGGACCAUGAGGCUGAGUCUGUCUUGGAGGUGGUAGCAGCAGUGUUGAAACUGGGGAACAUUGAGUUCAAGCCUGAAUCGCGAGUGAAUGGUUUAGAUGAAAGCAAAAUCAAAGAUAAAAAUGAAUUAAAAGAGAUUUGUGAGCUGACCGGCAUUGAUCAAUCAGUUCUAGAACGAGCGUUCAGUUUCCGGACAGUGGAAGCCAAGCAGGAGAAAGUCUCGACUACACUAAAUGUGGCUCAGGCUUAUUAUGCCCGUGAUGCUCUGGCUAAAAACCUCUACAGCAGGUUGUUUUCAUGGUUGGUAAAUCGAAUCAACGAAAGCAUUAAGGCACAAACUAAAGUAAGAAAAAAGGUCAUGGGUGUUUUGGACAUUUAUGGUUUUGAAAUUUUUGAGGACAACAGCUUUGAGCAGUUCAUUAUUAAUUAUUGUAAUGAAAAGCUACAACAAAUCUUCAUUGAACUUACUCUUAAAGAAGAACAGGAGGAGUACAUACGGGAGGACAUAGAAUGGACUCACAUUGAGUACUUCAAUAAUGCUAUCAUUUGUGAUCUAAUAGAAAAUAACACAAAUGGAAUCCUGGCCAUGCUGGAUGAAGAGUGCCUGCGACCUGGCACAGUCACCGAUGAGACCUUCUUAGAAAAGCUGAACCAAGUAUGCGCCACCCACCAGCACUUUGAGAGUAGGAUGAGCAAGUGCUCCCGCUUCCUCAACGACACAUCUCUGCCUCACAGCUGCUUCAGGAUCCAGCAUUAUGCUGGCAAGGUGCUGUAUCAGGUGGAAGGAUUUGUUGACAAGAACAAUGACCUUCUCUAUCGAGACCUGUCCCAAGCCAUGUGGAAGGCCAGCCACACCCUCAUCAAGUCUUUGUUCCCUGAAGGGAAUCCUGCCAAGAUCAAUCUGAAAAGGCCACCUACAGCAGGCUCUCAGUUCAAGGCAUCAGUGGCCACUCUCAUGAAAAACCUACAGACCAAGAACCCCAACUAUAUCAGAUGUAUCAAGCCAAAUGAUAAAAAAGCAGCACAUAUCUUCAAUGAAAGUCUAGUGUGUCAUCAGAUCAGGUACCUGGGUCUUUUGGAGAAUGUUCGAGUGAGGCGGGCAGGCUAUGCCUUCAGACAGGCCUACGAACCAUGCCUGGAAAGAUACAAAAUGCUUUGUAAACAGACAUGGCCUCAUUGGAAAGGACCAGCAAGGUCUGGUGUGGAGGUUCUGUUUAAUGAAUUAGAGAUUCCUGUAGAAGAAUACUCCUUUGGUCGAUCAAAGAUAUUCAUCCGAAACCCAAGAACAUUAUUCAAAUUAGAAGACCUGAGAAAGCAGCGGCUGGAGGACUUGGCCACUCUCAUUCAGAAGAUUUAUCGGGGGUGGAAAUGCCGCACACACUUCCUGCUAAUGAAGAAAAGCCAAAUCGUCAUUGCUGCCUGGUUCAGAAGAUUCGCACAACAAAAGAAGUAUCAGCAGACAAAGAGUUCUGCCUUGGUGAUUCAGUCUUAUAUCCGGGGUUGGAAGGCUCGAAAAAUCCUGCGGGAACUGAAGCAUCAGAAGCGCUGUAAGGAAGCUGCCACAACCAUUGCGGCAUACUGGCAUGGGACCCAGGCGCGAAGGGAACUGAGACGGCUGAAGGAGGAGGCUAGGAAUAAACAUGCUAUUGCAGUUAUUUGGGCUUACUGGCUUGGAUCUAAGGCUCGAAGGGAAUUGAAACGCUUGAAGGAGGAGGCUAGGCGUAAGCAUGCGGUUGCUGUCAUUUGGGCUUACUGGCUUGGACUGAAGGUGCGUAGGGAAUACAGAAAAUUCUUUAGAGCUAAUGCUGGAAAGAAAAUCUAUGAAUUUACACUUCAGAGAAUUAUACAAAAAUACUUCUUGGAAAUGAAAAAUAAGAUGCCUUCUUUAUCACCAAUAGACAAGAAUUGGCCUUCAAGACCUUACCUCUUCCUGGAUUCAACACACAAGGAACUAAAACGGAUUUUCCACUUGUGGAGGUGUAAAAAAUACAGGGACCAAUUCACAGACCAGCAGAAACUUAUUUAUGAAGAGAAACUAGAAGCCAGUGAACUCUUCAAAGACAAGAAGGCUUUAUACCCAUCUAGUGUUGGGCAACCAUUCCAAGGCGCUUACCUAGAAAUCAAUAAGAACCCUAAGUAUAAGAAACUCAAAGAUGCCAUUGAGGAAAAGAUCAUCAUUGCCGAAGUUGUCAACAAAAUCAACCGCGCCAAUGGGAAGAGUACAUCUCGAAUUUUCCUCUUAACAAACAAUAAUCUCCUUCUUGCUGAUCAAAAGUCUGGGCAAAUCAAAUCAGAGGUCCCUCUGGUAGAUGUCACCAAAGUGUCAAUGAGUUCACAAAAUGAUGGCUUCUUCGCUGUUCACCUCAAGGAGGGCUCAGAAGCUGCUAGCAAAGGAGACUUUCUCUUCAGCAGUGACCACCUGAUUGAAAUGGCCACCAAGCUCUAUCGCACAACUCUCAGCCAAACCAAACAGAAGCUCAGCAUUGAAAUUUCUGAUGAGUUCCUGGUACAGUUCAGACAAGACAAAGUGUGUGUGAAGUUCAUUCAGGGCAACCAGAAAAAUGGGAGUGUUCCUACGUGCAAACGAAAAAACAACCGUCUUCUUGAAGUUGCAGUCCCUUAACUGGCUCCUUGUCUUUGCUUUCAUGGACUUGUUUCUUUGUAAUAGUGCAAUUGGUUUCAUUUUGUUUGAGUUUCGUUAUAUGUUUGGGAAUUGCCAAAGGCUGUUAGAGUCCCUUGGCAAAAUAAAAGCAUUUGACUAAUCACUUUUUAUUAUUGCAAUAGUUUAACCCUUAAAUCCACCUUCUGUCCUGAGGCAGGAUUGUUGAAACUAACAGUGUCUGUUUCCCUGUCAUUUGUAUUCCCUCUUUAGUUACCAUGUUAGACUUGUCUACCCUUGAAUCAACAUAUUAAUCAUAGAUUAUUAAUACAUAUAAGUAUAGGAAGGGUCUUAAGAGACAGUGCAUUCACUUACCAAAUAUUUAUUGAAUGCCUGCUCUUUGCUGGGCACUAUGCUAAAUGGUAUGAAAUUACUAGGAGCCUUUUUAUUGUUGAGACCAUUGCAUUCUGGCUGGUUUGUGCUGCUUUAAUGACAGCUGACAAAGGCUGAAAGAUUGAGGCCAAACAAUAACUGCUAAUGAUGGACAGUAUUAGCAGGAACUCUGCAGCAUGAUCAUGAACAGCAUAUGCUCCUCAAAGGACUGGUCUGAUGAGAGUUAGAAGUAGAUGACUGGGUAAAAUCCCUCCAUAUUUUUUCUACCUGAGAAAAGAAAACUGACAUCUGAACAGAUCUCCCUUGUAAUUACUUUCAAGAGUAGAAUACAGAAGUGAUUGUUGUUUUAGUUAAAGUGACAGAAGCAGUCAGUAAGAUGGUAUGUUCUUGUUUCUGGUAAACAUCAUAUAGGAUCCCAGGUGUGCUGAUAUCUGCAGUGGUUUUUAUUCAAGUUCAAGUAACUCUUUUAAACAGCUAACAAAGGAAAGAAAGGCCAGGUCUUUCAGAGUGGCAGAUAUUCUGUAUGAUGUGCAAUAAACAUCCCAAAAUCUUUGGUGAAAUUUUUAUUUAUAAUCUACAUUUUUGUAUGAGAAGAGGUGAUUGGUACCGGGUGCAUAUUUUAGUCUCAAGGAUCAACAAUCCGUUUAUUUUAAUUUGCAGGGCCUUUUCUAUUUUUUUCAAAAUUUCACAAUGAGGAUUCAUUUGGAAACUACAUUUUAAACUUUGGAAUCAAAUUGUUUCUUAUUUGGGAGGAUAAUGUAUAUACAUUGCUAUUAUGUUAAAUAAUAAAAUUGUUCUAAUUUGGUGCCAUUUGCUGGAUCACAACUGUAUUUUUGUAUUCCAAGCUAUUUUCAUAUGUGUGUCAGUGUAUUAUCUCACAAAAAGGUUUUAUAACCUAAACAUGAUAUGGUCUCUGUAUUGAUUGAAUUUCACAAAUCUUUUAUAAACCAGAAACAGUUGUUGCAAUAUA